Molecule: messenger RNA, 1770 nt
Organism: Micromonas commoda
Lineage: Eukaryota; Viridiplantae; Chlorophyta; Mamiellophyceae; Mamiellales; Mamiellaceae
Product: metal dependent hydrolase
Exons: 1
Coding region: 1-1770 (589 amino acids)
Molecular function (GO): hydrolase activity, acting on carbon-nitrogen (but not peptide) bonds
Source: RefSeq, a predicted model, not a curated record
AUGGAUCUCACGCUUGACAACUCCGUCGGGAAGUUUUCUCCCUCUCCCGCGCCUCCCGCCGGGCCCCCGACCCUGCUGCGCGGCGCGCUCGUCCCCAACGACGCCUCCGAGCCCGGGACGUACACCCGUCGCGACGUCCUUAUCGCCGACGGCGUCCUGAAGCGCGUCGCGCCCGGCGGGACCCUCUCGCUGGACGUCGACUGCCCCCCCGGCACGAUCGAAGAGGACUGCUCGGAGCGCAUGCUCGUCCCGGGCUUCGUCAACGGCCACACGCACAGCGUCGAGCACUGGGCGCGCGGUCUCAUCAAACCCCUGCCGCUCGAGAUGUGGGUCCUGCAGCUGAUCCGCCACGAACCCCGCGGCGAGGAGGGCUGGGCCGGACCGGAGUCCUGGAUCAAGACCCCGGCCGCGGCCAUCGCCGUUUCCGCGAUGCACUGCGGCGUCGAGGCCCUCCUCUCGGGCACCACCGCCAUCAUGGACCACCUCCUCUGCCGCGACAUCAAAGACGUCGAAGCCGCCGUCUUCGCGUACCGGGCCCUCGGCAUCCGCGCGUACAUCGCCCCCAUGCUCGGCGACGACCUCGAACCCUACGUCAACUACGUCCCACUGGCGCGGGACGCGCAGGGAAGGAACGGCGCCAUCUGCGGCCCGGCGGGUCCCGCCCCGGGAUGCCCCGACUGCGGCGGGCUCGGAGCGCACGGCUCGUUUCGCACGGAGGUUGGCGAGAGGGACCCGGCCAAGACGGAGGCCAACCUGGCGCUGUGGCGCGAGGCGGCGCAAAAGUUUCACGAUCCUAAAAACGGGAUCAACAUCGUCGUCGGACCCGUCACCGCGUACAGUGCGAGCACCGAGCUGCUCCGGGGCGCGGCUGAGAUUCGGAAAGAGUUUGGGCUGUGCGGGCACAUUCACCUGCUCGAGACCCGCGCGCAGGCGCUGAUGGCGCGGCAGUUCCUUCCCAGCGGUUCCGCCGUGAAGCACCUGCGCGACACCGGCUUCCUCCAGGUCCCCGGCACCACCUGCGGGCACUGCGUGUGGCUCGACGACGAGGAGAUUGCCAUCAUGGCCGAGUGCGACGCCACCGCCGUGCACAACCCGUUCAGCAACCUUCGCCUGGGCAGCGGCGUCGCCCCGCUCCACAAGUACGCCCGACUCGGGAUGAACGUGUGCCUCGGCGCCGACGGCGCGUGCUCCUCCGACGGCCAGGACAUGCUCGAGGUGGCCAAGCUCGCCAACAUCUUGCCGUGCGUCGCAACCCCGGAGUACCGCGACUGGCCCACCGCGCACCACACCGCCUUGGUGCUCGGCGCCGCGAACGGGUACAAGGGGAUCCUGCUGGAGGGUAAGCCCGGGCAGGUUGGUAAGGGCGGGGUGUUGGAGGAGGGCGCGCUCGCGGACCUGUCCUCCUGGGACCUCACCGCCCUCUCCAUGCUCCCCCGAACCGACCCGCUGAGCCUCCUGGUGCAGGGCAGCCGGACGCAGGCGCCGGGGGCCGGAUCCGCGCUGGACUGCGCGUGGGUCAACGGCGUGCGGGUCGUCCAGGGCGGUUCGCCGGUCAACGUCGACGUCAAAGCCCUGCGCGAGGUGCUGCGAGCCGCGCAGGGUACGUACCGGGAUCCCGCCAUCACCGACCCGAGCACCCACGAGAAGACGGCGAGAGCGGAGACGGAGUACAGGGCGGCGAUGGAUCUCGACCCGGCGGGUGCGACGGGGCUGAGGCCCGCGUACGAGUGGCCCGAGCACUGCGUGUUGUACCCGGCGUCGCAAAAUUGA